AUUUUCCGAAUCCUACACUCCAUCCAACCCGGCUUGGGCUCUCCGCACAAGUGAUUUUGAUACCAAAUAACAGGAAGCGCUUCAGAAAAGGGGCGAAAAAAAAAAAAGAAAAAAAGAAGAAGAAGAAGAAAAGGAGUUGUGGGUUUUGGGAGUUUGAUGCUCCAUUUGUAGGUUAAGGAUCCAACGGGGAAAAUACUAUUGUUCCAAAGAGCAUGUAGUAAGGUGGUCAUUUGAGGAAGAAAAUCUUUAUUCGAAAUGGAAAUGGAAAUGGCGGAUGGGAUGGAAAAUGGGUUUAGUGGUUUAAAGUGAGAGAUAGUAAUAAUAACAUUAUUAUUAUUAUUAUUAUAAAUGAAUAAAUAAGAAGUUUAGUUUAGUUUAGUUUUGACUUUAAAAGAGAGAUUUACAUAUCUAUCCGUCUAUCUGACUAGCAUCAUCAGCUGGGGAUCGGAUCGGAAUGAAAGAGCUGGGCUUUCUCAUUGUUUAUGCAGCUGCCUUCUAUGCCUUCAUCAUUCAUCGUUCUCUGCUACUCUCUCGCGAUCACCACUCCAAACUCUUUGGUCUGCGUCCUGGUUGGCUCUUACCAAAUUCCCUCAAUGAUGUCUCUGAUGCCCAAUGGAGAAACUUUCGGGGAAAUUUACCUCUACUUUCUGUUGUUUUGGCCAUUUUUGCUUUCGUCGCCAAUAUGUCGAGGGCAUAUUUCCAUUUUAAAGCAAGAGGGAUGUCUGUUAUUUGGCUUUUAAUUUCCUUGAUAUAUCUAUCGUAUCUGCAUGGUGCAUGCAUCAUUUUCAUCCUCACAAUAGCUUCAAUAAAUUUUCUUCUAGUAAAGAUAGUCGCGCGAACAAAGUACUUCUCAUUUGUAUUUUGGAUUUUCAACAUAUUUUUUCUCCUGUGCAAUCGUAUUUAUGAAGGAUAUUCAUUCUCUGUAUUUGGGCAACAUUGGGCAUAUUUGGACAACUUUCGGGGAACCUUUCGGUGGCAUAUAUGCUUUAAUUUUGUUGCUUUGCGCAUGAUCAGCUUCGGUUAUGAUUACCAUUGGGCAAAUCAAGCUUCUCGAUUUGAUUAUGAGAAACAUACUCAACGUUGCCAUAUUUGUAAAUCGGGAAAAACUUGUUACCAGGUUUUACAGGAAAGAAGUGUCCCAAACGACAAGUUUUCCUUUAGUGUAUACCUUUCUUAUUUAGUCUAUGCACCUAUUUACGUUACUGGUCCAAUUUUAAGCUUCAAUGCUUUUGCUUCACAGCUUAAUGUGCCUCAGAACAAUUUCUCACCUACCGAUGUGGCUUGGUAUGGUGUACGUUGGAUUUUCAAUUUUGUCCUUAUGGAACUAAUAACACAUCUAUUUUAUUACAAUGCUUUCGCGAUCAGUGGUAUGUGGAAACAUUUAUCUCCUAUGGAUGUGUUCAUUAUUGGAUAUGGGGUCUUAAACUUCAUGUGGCUAAAGUUUUUUUUGAUAUGGCGGUAUUUUCGGCUCUGGUCACUGAUUUGUGGCAUUGAGGUCCCCGAGAACAUGCCAAGGUGCAUAAAUAAUUGCUAUAACUUGGAAAGCUUUUGGAAAAACUGGCAUGCUUCCUACAACAAAUGGCUUGUCAGGUAUAUGUACAUUCCUCUUGGGGGAUCACAAAGGAAGCUACUCAAUAUAUGGGUUAUAUUCACAUUUGUUGCCAUAUGGCAUGAUUUGGAGUGGAAGCUUCUUUCAUGGGCAUGGUUGACAUGUUUGUUCUUUGUUCCGGAAAUGGUAUUUAAAGCAACAGCAAAUUCAUUUCAGGCCAAGAGUGCUUUUGGCCAUUUUGUCCUUCGUGAACUGAAUGCCGUUGCUGGUGCUGUUACGAUCACAUGUCUCAUGGUUGCAAACCUUGUUGGUUUUGUCAUUGGACCAUCAGGAAUUAACUGGUUGGUUUCUCGAUUCCUUAGAAAAGAUGGACUACCUGUUCUGGCGGGAAUGUUUGUGACUUUUUAUGUAGGAACAAAGCUUAUGUUCCACAUCCAUGAAUUCAAGCAAGGUAGGCACUGAACUCGUUGGCCUGUGAAGUUCAUUACUUGCUCCACAUUGCUAAUUGCUGAUCUGCCAAAAAUUAUUGGUCUCGACGAGUUGUGGGUUUGUGCUGAAGGACCUUAAUUCAACCAAGGAGAUUUCCUGGGCAAUUUUAUUUCCUUGUUAUGUCAUCUUAGCUGUAGAGUUUUGAACGCACACACACAGAGGAGGGGAGUGCUCGCUUUAUUUGAAAAAAAAAACAGGCAUUUUUGUGUGGGCUAUAGAGUAAAGCGCCCACCUAAACAGAAGCUGUCAAAAAAGCGAGUUGGAUUGGAUUAAUUGAUCUGUGUUUUAUUUCGCUUAAGUCACAAAAUUUAGCUAAUAUCUGUGGUGAAAUUUAAUUGAUUCA
Messenger RNA from Ziziphus jujuba (common jujube), 2381 nucleotides. RefSeq names its product membrane-bound O-acyltransferase gup1. The record is from RefSeq and is a predicted model, not a curated record. Gene Ontology annotation, molecular function: acyltransferase activity. Lineage: Eukaryota; Viridiplantae; Streptophyta; Magnoliopsida; Rosales; Rhamnaceae. The coding region runs from base 455 to 2011 and encodes 518 amino acids. The transcript is spliced from 19 exons. Gene Ontology annotation, cellular component: endoplasmic reticulum.